Mandrillus leucophaeus (drill) is the source of this 3111-nucleotide messenger RNA. It is a transcript of the gene SAFB, whose product is annotated as scaffold attachment factor B. The record is from RefSeq and is a predicted model, not a curated record. Gene Ontology annotation, biological process: regulation of transcription by RNA polymerase II; regulation of mRNA processing. Bases 172 to 2919 code for a protein of 915 amino acids. The transcript has 22 exons. Gene Ontology annotation, molecular function: sequence-specific DNA binding; RNA binding. NCBI's taxonomy places the organism in Eukaryota, Metazoa, Chordata, Mammalia, Primates, Cercopithecidae. Gene Ontology annotation, cellular component: nucleus.
GUGCAGUUGCAACCGGGAUAGUCCAGCUUGCGCUUGGUGCGCCUGCGCAGAAGCGAGGCGCGCCGGGGCGACUGGAGCGGUUCCCUCGCAGGCGGCGCCAUUUUGUGCUAGGAGCCUGAUAAAACCGGCCCGGUUCUGUGGAAAGUGGGCGGCGGAGCCAGGGUCCCUGGAAUGGCGGAGACUCUGUCAGGCCUAGGAGAUUCUGGAGCGGCGGGCGCGGCGGCUCUGAGCUCCGCCUCGUCAGAGACCGGAACGCGGCGCCUCAGCGACCUGCGAGUGAUCGAUCUGCGGGCGGAGCUGAGGAAACGGAAUGUGGACUCGAGCGGCAACAAGAGCGUUUUGAUGGAGCGGCUGAAGAAGGCAAUUGAAGAUGAAGGUGGUAAUCCUGACGAAAUUGAAAUUACCUCCGACGGAAACAAGAAAACAUCGAAGAGGUCCAGCAAAGGGCGCAAACCAGAAGAAGAGGGUGUGGAAGAUAACGGGCUGGAGGAAAACUCUGGGGAUGGACAGGAGGAUGUUGAGACCAGUCUGGAGAACUUGCAGGACAUCGACAUCAUGGAUAUCAGUGUAUUGGAUGAGGCAGAGAUUGAUAAUGGAAGCGUUGCAGAUUGUGUCGAAGACGAUGAUGCUGAUAACCUCCAGGAGUCCCUGUCGGAUAGUAGAGAGCUAGUCGAGGGGGAAAUGAAAGAGCUUCCGGAGCAGCUUCAGGAACAUGCUAUAGAGGACAAAGAAACUAUAAACAAUUUAGAUACUUCAUCAUCUGACUUCACUAUAUUACAGGAAAUUGAAGAGCCAUCCCUGGAGCCAGAAAAUGAGAAAAUACUCGACAUUUUGGGGGAAACUUGUAAAUCUGAGCCAGUAAAAGAAGAAAGUUCCGAGCUGGAGCAGCCAUUUGCACAGGACACAAGUAGCGUGGGGCCAGACAGAAAGCUUGCGGAGGAAGAGGACCUAUUUGACAGCGCCCAUCCGGAAGAGGGUGAUUUAGAUUUGGCCAGCGAGUCAACAGCACACGCUCAGUCGAGCAAGGCAGACAGCCUGUUAGCGGUAGUGAAAAGGGAGCCCGCGGAGCAGCCAGGCGAUGGCGAGAGGACGGACUGUGAGCCUGUAGGGCUAGAGCCGGCAGUUGAGCAGAGUAGUGCGGCCUCCGAGCUCGCGGAGGCCUCUAGCGAGGAGCUCGCGGAAGCACCCACGGAAGCCGCAAGCCCAGAAGCCAGAGAUAGCAAAGAAGACGGGAGGAAGUUUGAUUUUGAAGCUUGUAAUGAAGUCCCUCCGGCUCCUAAAGAGUCCUCAACCAGUGAGGGCGCUGAUCAGAAAAUGAGUUCUCCCGAAGAUGACUCGGAUACAAAAAGGCUUUCCAAAGAGGAAAAGGGUCGCAGCAGUUGUGGUAGAAAUUUCUGGGUUAGUGGACUCUCUUCUACAACCAGAGCUACAGAUUUGAAGAAUCUUUUCAGCAAAUAUGGGAAGGUGGUGGGCGCCAAGGUUGUGACAAAUGCCCGGAGUCCUGGAGCUCGCUGUUACGGUUUUGUCACGAUGUCUACAGCAGAAGAGGCCACAAAAUGCAUUAACCACCUGCACAAGACGGAGCUCCACGGAAAGAUGAUCUCCGUGGAGAAAGCCAAAAAUGAACCUGUGGGAAAGAAAACCUCUGACAAAAGAGACAGUGACGGGAAAAAGGAGAAGUCGAGCAACAGUGACAGAUCUGCAAACCUUAAGAGGGAUGAUAAAUGUGACAGAAAAGAUGAUGCUAAGAAGGGUGAAGACGGAAGUGGAGAAAAGAGUAAGGACCAAGAUGAUCAGAAACCUGGCCCCUCAGAGCGAUCUCGAGCCACAAAGUCAGGAAGUCGAGGGACCGAGCGGACUGUAGUAAUGGAUAAAUCCAAAGGGGUGCCUGUGAUUAGUGUAAAAACAUCUGGGUCCAAAGAGAGAGUGAGUAUUAAUUUUCUAACUAAGCUAUUUUGUUCUUUUCAAAAGGAAAGUGUGGGUUCUGGGGAUAAAAUGAGUAGCUCCAGGAAAUGUUGGAUAAAUGAGGCCCACAGGGUACGUGAGCGCAGUGAACGCGAACAACGCAUGCAGGCGCAGUGGGAGCGCGAGGAGCGUGAGCGGCUGGAGAUUGCCCGAGAAAGGCUGGCCUUCCAGCGCCAGCGGCUGGAGCGUGAGCGCAUGGAGCGAGAGCGGCUGGAGCGCGAGCGCAUGCACGUGGAGCACGAGCGCAGGCGCGAGCAGGAGCGCAUCCACCGUGAGCGCGAGGAGCUGCGGCGCCAGCAGGAACUGCGCUACGAGCAGGAGCGGCGGCCUGCGGUGCGGCGGCCCUACGACCUGGACCGGCGAGAUGAUGCCUAUUGGCCAGAAGCCAAGCGGGCCGCCCUGGAUGAGCGCUACCAUUCUGACUUUAACCGCCAGGACCGCUUCCACGACUUUGACCACAGGGACCGCGGUCGCUACCCCGACCACUCGGUGGACAGGAGAGAAGGUUCAAGGUCAAUGAUGGGAGAACGAGAAGGACAGCAUUACCCAGAACGCCAUGGAGGACCAGAGCGCCACGGCCGGGACUCCCGCGAUGGCUGGGGGGGCUAUGGCUCCGACAAGAGGAUGAGUGAGGGCCGGGGGCUGCCUCCUCCCCCCAGACGUGACUGGGGGGACCAUGGCCGAAGAGAGGAUGACCGGGCAUGGCAGGGCACGGCUGACGGUGGCAUGAUGGACAGGGAUCACAAGAGGUGGCAAGGUGGUGAGAGAAGCAUGUCCGGUCACUCGGGGCCUGGCCACAUGAUGAACCGAGGAGGGAUGUCAGGGCGCGGCAGCUUUGCCCCAGGCGGGGCCUCCCGGGGCCACCCCAUCCCACACGGUGGCAUGCAAGGCGGGUUCGGAGGCCAGAGCCGGGGGAGCAGGCCCAGCGACGCCCGCUUCACUCGCCGCUACUGAGUACUUGGAAUCCUGUGUCCUGUCACGUGGCAACAAGGCUAUGUUCUGUUAGGAGUUAUCUUAAACUGUGUAAAAAUAUUUUUUUUUUAAUCUGCUGCCAUAUUGUAGCUCAAUACAAUGUGAAUUUUGUUUUUCGUUUUGGGGGUUUUUUUUUUUUUUGUAAUAAAUGUGUUUCCGUUCACAUACCCUUUA